AUGUCGUCGCAUGACAUUAAAAAAAGCGAAUCGGACCUGAACUUCGAGUUCAGUGCCUUUUCGUCGGACAACGCUUCGAAUGAAAAAAAGCAAAAUCAAAAUCAAAACUCUUUGGAAUCGAAAUUUGGGUCUCAAAGUCGGGCGACUGGUGCUUGGAGGAAUUUCUGCGAUAGCUUCAAGAGAGCCGAAUGCGACGUAGUAACAGAGGAAUUGGAAUCCGGAGUUACGGUCCAUGAGCUCGAGAAGUCUCAUCUGAAGCAGACCCUGAAACCCAGGCACGUCUCACUCAUGUCGUUGGGUACUGGUAUUGGCACUGGGCUUUUGGUUGCGAACGGGAAGAGUUUGCAUUUUGGGGGUCCCGGAGGGCUUCUCAUAGGGUACACUUUGGUGUCAAUUGUGACAUACGCGAUGAUGGAAGCCGCGGGCGAGAUGGCAGUCGCGUAUCCCCGAUUGCCGGGCAAUUAUAACGCCUAUUCUGCCAUUUUCAUCACGCCUGCAUUCGCCUUUGCAACGACAUAUUUGUCUCUUUUGCAAUGGCUAACCGUUCUGCCGCUUGAAUUGAUCACUGCAACAUUAACAAUCAAAUACUGGACUGACACAAUCAACCCAGACGUUUUCGUGGCCAUUUUCUAUGUUUUUGUCUUGUCAAUUCACUUUUUCGGAGCCCGCGGUUAUGGUGAGACUGAGUUUAUCUUCAAUUUGUGUAAGGUGCUCAUGAUUGCUGGAUUCGUGAUAUUGGCCAUCAUCAUCAAUUGUGGUGGUGCCGGUAACGAUGGGUACAUCGGAGGCAAAUAUUGGCACACACCGGGAGCUUUUAGCGGGACCAAUGCUGCUUCUAGGUUCAAGGGAGUUGCAUACGUACUAGUCACAGGGUACUUCUCUUACGGAGGCACGGAACUGUUUGCUUUGACCGUCAGCGAACAAGCGAACCCAAAGCGGGCUGUCCCAUCGGCUACAAAGAAAUGUCUUUACCGUAUUUUGUUGAUCUACAUGCUCACAAUGGUCUUGAUCGGUUUUUUGGUACCUUACAACAGCGAUGAACUAAUGGGAUCUGGCGGAUCUUCUGCCUCGCACGCGUCUCCGUAUGUUUUGGCUGCGUCGCUCCACGGUGUCAAAGUGGUUCCACACAUUAUAAAUGCUGUAAUUCUAGUCUCGGUCAUCUCGGUGGCCAACUCGGCUGUGUAUUCAUCCAGCAGACUAAUGCAUUCUCUCGGAGGGCAAGGUUUCGCACCCAAAAUUUUCUUCUACGUCGAUCGUGCAGGCAGACCGCUGGUUGCUUUGAUCGCUUGCUCUUUUUUUGGUCUCAUUGCAUUUGUUGCCGCUUCAAACCAAGAAGAACAAGCAUUUACAUGGUUAGCGGCGAUCGCAGGGUUGAGUGAAAUUUUCACUUGGUCCUCGAUCUUCAUCAGCCAUAUCAGAUUCAGACUCGCCAUGAAACAUCAAAAUCGUUCUAUGGGCGAGCUGGGAUACAAAGCCAACACUGGGUUUUGGGGGUCAGUUUAUGGGCUUGCCUUCAACGUGAUUGUAUUGAUCGCGCAAUUCUGGGUGGCCAUUGCUCCCAUAGACAACGACGGCAAACUCAGUGCGCUUUCAUUUUUCGAGAACUACCUCGGAUGCCCGAUCUGGCUAGCGUUCUAUUUCGGGUACAAGAUCUGGAAAAGAGAAAAACGGAUGGCAAAUCCUCUGGACAGCAUCGACCUCGAUAAAUAUCGCGAAAUUUACGACGAAACUCUAAUGAAACAGGAAGCCGCUGCACAUGAAGCUCAAAUCCGUAAUGCAGGCUGGCAUAAAAGAAUUUCUGCAUUCUGGUGCUAA
Messenger RNA from Lachancea mirantina, 1815 nucleotides. Lineage: Eukaryota; Fungi; Ascomycota; Saccharomycetes; Saccharomycetales; Saccharomycetaceae. The record is from the annotation of a GenBank genome assembly.